AUGGAUCGGGAUGGAACCACUAUGUCCCCUUCUCGAUCAAGCCUUGUCAUCGAAAACUCGAGCUACCAUUUACUCACUAGAGACAGACUCGACAAGCUUCUCGAUAGUCUGACUCACCACGAGAUUCGGAGAGUGAAGGCUCGCUUCCAGAAUGAACACUUUCCGUUCGACAUUGUUGGCAAUUUGCCGAUCGAAGUUGUGACUCUGAUCUUCAAAAACCUCCCUUUGACAGAGAUGCUACGUCUGCAGAGAGUUUCAUCGACCUGGAAAGCGCUCCUGUCUUCUCGCGACCUGCAAUCUGCUGUGCUUCUGACACGAGAGUUGACCUGCGAAAAUACCCAAGACACAGUUGCUUUCAUAAAGAAAAGGAAUCGAAUCGAGCAAGGUAAAUUCGUGUCAGAGAUUGCCUUCACGCCGCCCCACAAGGGAGCACCGCAGUGGUGCAUGGCCGCGGACUAUUCGGAAGGUCAUUUCGCAUGGAUCGAUAACACAAAAUUCACCCUCAAUGUGCUCAAUCUUUGGACCGGACAACUCAGUCAGUUUGUGACAGAAGAUCGACAGACCUUUUCUGACACAAAAGUAUCAAACGCCAUGGUAGUGGCGCUUGCUCGACGAACCUGCCAUGUAUGGAAUCUCGGAACCCAUGAAUACACCAAUUUUCAGUUGCCUCACCCCAAUUGGACGGGCAGUUUCUUGGUUCAUGGAACCAAUGCAAUGUUCAUCGGGCGGAACGACUCCAGCGGAAUAGCUGACCUCAUACACUGGAGCUUUGGGUCGCGUAUUGCACGCACUAUCCCGUGGAAGGAUGCGAGAACUAUCAAAUCCUUGAUUCUAGACCCAGACGAGGAAAAAUUUAUUGUCUUUCAUAUUGACGACCUCCCCGACAGCUCCUCCGUCCCCAGUCUAACAACCUCCUUCAUUCCAAACGUGGAGGCACACCUAGAAACCUUUGCACUGGAUGAUCGAGAAAGGGGUGGGGUCUUUCGAUCUACAUCAGACCGGAUCCAAAGUCUAUUCCUGCGACGCGAUAGCUCUGUGAGAAAAUCUCCUUUCCGCUGCGAAACACACCCCGGCCAGAUCAACCUCAAUGUCGAAGAAGAGAAUUUUUGGGAUGAAGAUCAUCCAGAUGGGUCCGAAUCCGUUGACAGCGAUGACCCGUAUGGCGCCGAAAUUUAUGACCCUGAACUUCACACGUGGGCUUCUCAGAGAUUCUUCUCCUUUGAAAGGAACCAGCAACUCGUCGUUCAUAGGGUCCACACAGUUCGGCCCUCAUUACCAGUGCCCGAAAAGCUCAAGUUCAUUUCUCCGAGCCCGGGGAUCAUUUAUUAUGCAGAGUUCCAGACACAAUGGGAAGGGGAUCCCGGCAGGGUGAUGGUUCUGCAUGCUUCCAAAUCAGACCGUGAUCCAGUUCACGAUUAUGAAGCUUAUUUCGAAGUGAGGAAGGGGCAUGGAGCUAAAAUCUACGGAGAUGGCGAUUUUAUGGUCUUUGUCAGACCUUACGAGAUGUCCAUUCAUAGCUUCAAUGACCGGGCGGUUUGGAAUCCCAGCCAGAUAAGUUGGCCAAAAGAGAUAUUGAAUCUAGGCGUAGCGAAAAAUACACUGAUUUAUGGGCGCUAG
Molecule: messenger RNA, 1617 nt
Organism: Penicillium waksmanii
Lineage: Eukaryota; Fungi; Ascomycota; Eurotiomycetes; Eurotiales; Aspergillaceae
Product: F-box domain protein
Exons: 3
Coding region: 1-1617 (538 amino acids)
Molecular function (GO): protein binding
Source: RefSeq, a predicted model, not a curated record